AUGGCACAGGUGACCCAGGAAGAGUUCUCGUGGCUGUUGGGGCGAGAAAAGUCCGCAUACGAGCUGCUGGGCGUUGAGGCCGCUGUGGACGGCACCUCGUUGCGUCGCGCGUACCGCAGACGGGCCCUUGUGCUUCAUCCGGACAAAAACCAGUCCCCCUCUGCAGAGGACGAGUUCCGCGAGAUACUGGUGAGCUACCGCGUGCUGGGCGACCCAGCGUGGCGCGCGCAGUACGACGAGCAUCUCGCGCGCGAAUUGGAGCGCCGUGCACACGCCACGGCCCAAACACAGCGUCAACAGUCGUUAAAGGAACAGCUACUUAGCGACGAGUCUAAAUACAAACAACACCUGUACACCGCCAAGUCUCGGCAGAGCAGAGUGGAGGCACUCAAGCAGCACACGGAGCAGCUGCGGCUCGAGAAGGUGCGCCGGCUGGGCGCGCAGGCGGCCGGGAUGUCGCAGGACAGAACCAACCGGGCCGUGUUCCCGUGCAAAUUAAAAGUGCGGUGGAGAAACAAGCCGCAGAUGGGCGACUUGAUGUCGGUGGAGGUGGUGGCCCAGCUGAUGGGGGUGUUUGGGCCCGUGGAGCACGUGGAGAUGGGAGGUGGGGGCGAGGCUCUGGUGACGUUUGUGACGUGGACAGCCGCCGUUCUGGCAGCGAUUCACAACUACGCAGAGCCGUGCGACUUAUGGGACGCCAUGGGACUGAGUCGCGUGGCCGGUCUGCUGAAAAGCGCGCGUCUUGUUGGGUUCGACGAUCACGUGAACGAAGACCACCUGAACAUGGACGAACUGGUUGGACUGAAAAUGUACCGUCUGCACAAACACCGCACACCUGUCUAG
Ogataea philodendri is the source of this 843-nucleotide messenger RNA. RefSeq lists its product as uncharacterized. The record is from RefSeq and is a predicted model, not a curated record. Gene Ontology annotation, biological process: spliceosomal complex disassembly. The coding region runs from base 1 to 843 and encodes 280 amino acids. The transcript has a single exon. Gene Ontology annotation, cellular component: spliceosomal complex. Lineage: Eukaryota; Fungi; Ascomycota; Pichiomycetes; Pichiales; Pichiaceae.